CAUCAUCAGGUGGUUCUUCCAAGGUAGCAGUGUCACAAAUUGGUAUACUUACAGAUCUGAUCCAAUGUGAGAUUCAUUGAAGUAGAUUGUAUUGUACUGGGUUGAUUAUGGAUGUUUACAACAGAAACAUUUCCCUCCGGUCAUGGCCAGUGUUUGAGUUUGGCGUCUGCCUGAAAGAGAAGCUGUCUGCUGCCGCCUUCUCUGCUGUUGGGGCUGUAGUUUACUGCUUCUCCUUUUCCUUUCAUGUCUCCUGAACUGGAAUGCCCUGUUAAUACUCAGAUGGCUAUUGCAGCUUUUAGAGGGCACCUUAGUGGUGACCAUUGUGGAAAUAAGAGAAUGGAUAGAAAAUAUUCUGGAAGGAGGCGUGUAUUUGUCCAGACUGAGACAGGUUGCGUUUUGUGUAUGGAGUUAGAAAGGAGUGACAAUGCCCACACAGUGAAAAGAAAAUUACGGCUUGCCCUCAAUGUCCCAACAGAGGAGAUUUCAUUGAUUUAUGGGGAUAUGGUUUUAAAGAAUGAUCUUAGUGCUGUUAGAAAUGAUUCUCCACUUCUUCUCACCAGGAAUUUUAUGCACAGAAGUUCAUCUACCCCAUGUCUCUCACCGACUGGUAAAGAUCUUCAUCUAAGAGAUCAAAGCAGUCCGAUUGAGAUAUUAGCACACACGAAUCACUUUUCCAAAACAAAACAGCUAGUGAAGAAAAUUAUUAAGUCAAUUAAAAUAGGGAUUGAUCCAAUUCCUGUUCGUAGUGGGCUAGGAGGUGCUUACUAUUUUAGAAAUUGCAAAGGUGAAAAUGUUGCUAUUGUGAAGCCAACGGAUGAGGAACCAUAUGCUCCAAACAAUCCUAAAGGUUUUGUCGGUAAAGCUCUUGGGCAGCCUGGUCUGAAACGUUCAUUGCGGGUUGGGGAGACAGGAUUCAGAGAAGUAGCUGCUUACCUUCUUGACUAUGAUAAUUUUGCCAAUGUGCCCUGCACUGCUCUUGUAAAGGUCACACACUCAAUAUUCAAUAUCAAUGAUGGAGUUAAUUGAAACAAGAAUCAAGAGAAGGAACGAAUCAGCAAGAUUGCUUCAUUGCAGCAGUACAUCCCUCACGAUUUUGAUGCCAGUGAUUAUGGGACUUCAAGUUUUCCAGUUUCUGCUGUUCAUAGGAUUGGGAUUUUAGAUAUUCGGAUUCUGAACACAGAUAGACAUGGUGGAAACCUUUUGGUCAGGAAGUGUGAUGGAACCGGGAGUUUUAGUCAAGUUGAACUCGUACCCAUUGAUCAUGGCCUUUGCCUGCCGGAGAACUUGGAGGACCCCUACUUUGAAUGGAUUCAUUGGCCACAAGCAUCAAUUCCUUUCUCAGAUGACGAGCUUGAUUAUAUAGAUCAUCUUGACCCAUUUCAUGAUUCUGAAAUGCUUAGAAUGGAACUUCCCAUGAUUCGAGAGGCAUGUCUCAGGGUCUUGGUUCUUUGCACAAUUUUCCUCAAGGAAGCAGCAGCUUUUGGUCUAUGUCUUUCUGAGAUUGGUGAGAUGAUGAGUAGGCAAUUUCUAGGUCAUGAGGAGGAGCCAAGUGAGCUUGAGUUUAUAUGCAUUGAGGCAAGGAGACUGUUAAAAAGGAGGAAAACACUUUGUAAUGAUGUGAAAGCAGGAGUCGGUGAAGAAUAUCAGUUCGAAAUUGACUGUGAGGAACUGGAGUUUGAUUUUACUUUAAAUAUGGAUAAGAAACUGGCUGCCAAAAGUUUAUCUUCUGAGUCCAAAAGUAUAAAUGGUUGUAAUUCUCUUUUCAGUCUAGAGGAGAGUGUGGAGGAGGAGACAGAGAGUGAGGAGAAUGUGACACCUUUCAGGUCAGAUGAAAAUGUUAGCCCUAUGCGGUGCAGGGCUCCAUCUUUUUCAACGUUGUCCAUGUCUAUGAAAAACAUCAGCAUUGGGGAAAAAAGUUGGCGACAUGAAGUUAAAAUGCAGAAAAUUGGUUGUUUGGCUGGUACGUCAUCUGGAAACAGGAGUGUGAAUGAGCAGCUGCCUGGAAGCACAAGUUUUGUGAAGCUGGCUGAUAUGAAUGAAGAGGAGUGGAUGCAGUACCUUGACAAUUUCCAGAAAUUGCUGUAUCCUGCUUUUAAUAAUCAUAAAUCAGAAAGUGCAGGACAGAGGCAGAAACAGAGGCUGGGAACUUCAUGCCGGUUUUGAGGAAUUAAUACCGGAGAUCAUGGUAAUUGGAAUACUAAAAUUGAAAGAUAUGGGGACAUGCAAACCAAGCAAACCAGAAAUGUGUUGGUUUUUCUGAAGAGGAGGGUUUAUAUUGUCGAUUUGGAGUUAUCUUAGUACAUGUUUUCAGAAGUUGACAGAUCCACUCAUCAACUCUGCCGGUGGAGGAACUCUGUUUACCAAAUCGUAUGUAUUACUUUCUUCCAUAUCAUGACUUUUUACUACUAAAAGAAUUUUGGUUGCACUACUCUUGCUUUCAAAGUUAGAGUAGGUUGAAUAUAUUAUAAAAAUAAGAAUGCAAGCCGAAGUUAAAUGUAUUUAUAUUAAUCUUAUCUGCUAAGAAAUGCAAACAAUAGUGAACUUGUUUUUGUAU
Messenger RNA from Pistacia vera, 2554 nucleotides. Its product is annotated as phosphatidylinositol 4-kinase gamma 7-like. The transcript has a single exon. NCBI's taxonomy places the organism in Eukaryota, Viridiplantae, Streptophyta, Magnoliopsida, Sapindales, Anacardiaceae. The record is from RefSeq and is a predicted model, not a curated record.